This is a messenger RNA of Daldinia childiae, 822 nucleotides long. RefSeq names its product putative translation initiation factor protein. Gene Ontology annotation, biological process: mitochondrial translational initiation; ribosome disassembly. The transcript has 2 exons. Bases 1 to 822 code for a protein of 273 amino acids. The record is from RefSeq and is a predicted model, not a curated record. Gene Ontology annotation, molecular function: translation initiation factor activity; ribosome binding. Gene Ontology annotation, cellular component: mitochondrion. Lineage: Eukaryota; Fungi; Ascomycota; Sordariomycetes; Xylariales; Hypoxylaceae.
AUGGCACAACCACGCUGUCUCGCCAGUUCCUCACCCGCACGAGCUCUACACAGAGUCCUCGUCUCGGACCUCCUCAGCCGUAGCAGGACAACCUCUCUCACAUCACGCACAACAUCUUCCUACCUCCUUCCUCCACGGCUCUUCUCCUGUAGCCACCUUAUUACAAACACAAAUACCACAACCCUACCACCACCACUCCCCAUACCGCGACAACAAACCCGCUCGCUCUCCACAACCGCUAUCCUCCGCCGCAUCGACUUAUCCCAAAAGCGACCAACCAACGGCAAGAUCCCCUACGACUACGUGCGCGUAGUCGGGCCACCCCCCGACAACGCACUGUCGCCCGCGCAGCCCAUCGGCACCGUCCUCGCCUCCCUCAACCCCAAAACGCACACCCUAGUCAUGCGCCGCCAUAUGCCGCAUCGUCGACAACGCGGCCUCCAAAGCCGCCGCGCACGAAGCCGAGCAGCGCGCGCCCGCAAGGCCGUCGACACCAAGGAGCUCGAGUUCUCCUGGGGCAUCGAGCCGCACGACAUGGGCCACAAGCUGCGGCGCCUGCGCCAGUUCCUCGACCUCGGGCUGAACGUGGAAGUCAUACUGGCAAAAAAACGGCAUGCGAAACCGGUUUCGAUAGAGGCUGCCGAGGCGGUUCUGGAGGCGGUUAGGAGCGCGCUGACGUUGGUGGAUGGGGCGAAGGAGGUGAGGAAGAUGGAUGGGAAGGUGGGGGGUGUGGUGAGGUUGUAUUUCGAGGGGCCGAGCGAGAAGAAGAGGCGGAAGAAGAAGGAUUUGGAGCAGAAGGGGAAAGAAGAAGAAAGCGGAUAG